GACAAUGGGGAGGACUCCCACAGAAUUGCCCAGUCCCCGGUGGUCCAUGUCAGGGGUCUGUGUGAGGCCGUGGUGGAGGCUGACCUGGUGGAGGCCCUGGAAAAGUUUGGGCCAAUAUGGUAAGAAUCCACCCACAUACAGUACCAGUCAAAAGUUUGGACACACAUACUCAUUCAAGGGUUUUUCUUUAUUUUUACUAUUUUCUACAUUGUAGAAUAACAGUGAAGACAUCAAAACUAUGAAAUAACACAUAUGGAAUCAUGUAGUAACCAAAAAAGUGUUAAACAAAUCAAAAUAUAUUUUAUAUUUGAGAUUCUUCAAAGUAGCCACCCUUUGCCUUGAUGACAGCUUUGCACACUCUUGGCAUUCUCUCAACCAGCUUCAUGAGGAAUUAUUUUCCAACAAUCUUGAAGGAGUUCCCACAUAUGCUGAGCACUUGUUGGCUGCUUUUCCUUCACUCUGCGGUCCAACUCAUCCCAAAUCAUCUCAAUUGGGUUGAGGUCGGGUGAUUGUGGAGGCCAGGUCAUCUGACGCAGAAUUCCAUCACUCUCCUUCUUGGUCAAAUAGCCCUUACACAGCCUGGAGGUGUGUUUUGGGUCAUUGUCCUGUUGAAAAACAAAUUAUAGUCCCACUAAGCGUAAACCAGAUGGGAUGGCGUAACGCUGCAGUAUGCUGUGGUAGCCAUGCUGGUUAAGUGUGCCUUGAAUUCUAAAUAAAUCACAGACAGUGUCACCAGCAAAGCACACCCCCACCAUCACACCUCCUCCUCCAUGCUUCACGGUGGGAACCACACAUGCAGAGACCAUCCGUUCACCUACUCUGCGUCUCACAAAGACACAGCGGUUGGACCAAAAAUCUCAAAUAUGGACUCAUCAGACCAAAGGACAGAUUUCCACUGGUCUAAUGUCCGUUGCUCGUGUUUCUUGGCCCAAGCAAGUCUCUUCUUCUUAUUGGUGUCCGUUAGUAGUGGUUUCUUUGCAGCAAUUUGACCAUGAAGGUGUGAUUCAUGCAGUCUCCUCUGAACAGUUGAUGUUAAGAUGUGUCUGUUACUUGAACUGUGAAGCAUUUAUUUGGGCUGCAAUCUGAGGUGCAGUUAACUCUAAUGAACUUAUCCUCUGCAGCAGAGGUAACUCUUGGUCUUCCUUUCCUGUGGCGGUCCUCAUGAGAGCCAGUUUCAUCAUAGCGCUUGAUGGUUUUUGCGACUGUACUUGAAGAAACUUUCAAAGUUCGGAUUGACUGACCUUCAUGUUUUAUAGUAAUGAUGGACUGUCGUUUCUCUUUGCUUAUUUGCUUAUUUGAGCUGUUCUUGCCAUAAUAUGGACUUGGUCUUUUACCAAAUAGGGCUAUCUUCUGUAUACCACCCCUACCUUGUCACAACACAACUGAUUGUGCCCCCCACCCCUUAACCCCCUGUUUUCGUCAUUGUAAGACAUUGAAACAAAAAGACAAUUUCAGAAAUUGGAAAUAUGCACUUGGAAGACUGUGGAUAAGAGUGUAUGCUACGUGGAUCAUGUAAAUGUAGUGUAGAUAUGUGUGAGCCAUUUCCCCUCGGGCCUCCCCAGUGACUUGCCUUUCAUCCUGUUUAAGUCACUGUGGUUCUGUAGAAAUAAAACAUUACAUCAGCAUGUACUGAAGCAGUGAUCUAACAAGGCUGAACUCACUUCCUUUGAAGAGCUACACUCACAGACACACACAAACAUUUUCAGUCUGUAUACAAUCAACUCACACACACAAACACCAGCACACACAGCUGGUUGUGGCCAAACCAAGCUUUUACCUCACAGAGACCUUGAGUAAUAGAGAGAGCUCAGUGUUAAUCAGGCUCAUUAUGUGGUGCAAUAUUCAUUACGUAACAUCCCAUCAACCCUAUGAGAGCUGCGGAAACAGCAUACGACAGCAUACCGUACCAUAGUAACUGUGGAAACGAUGGUAACUAUCCAAUUAGACCAGCAUUGCCUAUAGUAUUGUCACAACAGCGGUUUCUCCCCUCUUCUGUUUUUGUGCAUUUCUGUUGAGCCAACUUAGGCAAUGUUUUUGAAAAUAUAAACAAAAAGCACCACAAACAAAUAGAGCCGUUUGCUUUCUGGGAGAAUUGUUUGAAAAUUACCCAUAACCUCAGAAUUUAACUAGGAAAUGUUUUACAUUCAAAACUUGCAGAGUUUUAAUUCUGUCAGUUCAGGACAUGAGUUAUCAUCGGCCAAAUUUCAAAGACACCCUAUUUCCAAUUGGUUUCUACUUUUGCCACCAAAUGUCGUUCACUACAGUAGACAGGGAAUAGGGUGUCAUUUGAGCCACAGUCCAUUUAGAGUAAUAGACCAAUUUUCUACUCAGUGAAUUGAAUUCUAAUGGACUUCCUUAUUGUUCUGUGUUGAUGGCAGCUAUGUGAUGAUGAUGCCCUUUAAGCGGCAGGCGCUGGUGGAGUUUGAGAUGGUGGAGUGUGCUGAUAAGUGUGUGGCGUGUGGCAGUAGCGAGGCAGUCUACAUCGCAGGCCAGCAGGCCUUCUUCAACUACUCCACCAGCAAGAGGAUCACCCGGCCCACCAACUCAGACAACCCCAACAGUGGCAACAAAGUCCUGCUCCUGUCAAUCCAGAAUCCCCUCUACCCCAUCACCACGGUAAGAACAUGGUAACAGUACGUGACUCCUGGCAUGGAGUCAGUGCUGAAAAUUCAUACUGUAUUACACAAUAGCAUCACAGCAGUAACAGUAAUUAACUUGCUCCGUGCCACCCUCCUGGCACUGUAUGCAUACUAUAUCCUCACCAUGGUAACAGUACAGACCAAGAGUACCUCAUUAUUGCCCAUGUUAACAGUAGUCAAGUGAAUAUAUGAAUCAUAAGCAUUGGGUAUUAUCAUAGAACUGUAUGAUUUAUUUUUGUACUCUUUCUUGCUCUCUCACUCCCUUUCUACCUCUCUAUGUUACCCUCUCUCUUUCAUUCUCUCUCUCUCUCUGUCUACCUCUCUCUCCUAAUGCGAGCAGAGAGGCUACAUUUAGAAAGUAGUGUUUAAAAACAUUUUUUGGCUGUUUCGAGGUUAAUUUCCCCCUGAGUUUGUGCAUAUCUCCUACCAUACCCCCAUCUAUCGCCCCCUUUCUCUCUCACCUCCCACUGCUCUCUUUCUCUCCCCCCCCUCCCUCUCAGGUUGUAUUGAUAGAUAGAGAGGGCUCUCCGCGCUGUGCCUGUAGUGUUCAGAUAGCAUGUGUCUGAUGUAGGGCUGACCCCAUUUAGUCGACUGGAUGAUUGUUUGGUAUGCUGUAAUAAAGGCUUUACACUUUUUUUUGUUAGAACGGCCUCUCUGGUAUUACUUAUCAUUUAUUUAGUGUUGUUUACACUCUUCCAAAUUGUCAGAAAAAUAAUAUUUAUAAUAAUAAUAACCCUCCUUUUUCUUGAUCUCCUUCUUAUUGUUAUUAUUACUAUUAUUAUUAUGAUCAUCAUUAUUAUAAUAAGUAAUGUCGUUAUCAUUAGUAUGCUUAUAUAGCAGCCUUGUAUAACCACCAUCGAGCUGUAGGCCUAAGAGCGCAUCCUGUUUAGUCUUACCGUAACUUAGGCCAAUAUUUCAAUACUUAUAUAGGCUACUGUAUCAAACAAUCAUUCAUUCGUUCAUAUCAUAACACAGCAUUCGAGUCAUUCAUGAUUUGAAAUGCAAUCAAGUAUUUUUGUUUUAAAAUAACACAGCGACCCUUGAAUAAUUAGUGUAAACAAUAAAUAAACCGUUCCAUAUCGGCAAUUGCAUUCACGAAUGCAUGCGACUGUUUUUAGUCUUUGCUGUAAUAAAGGCUUUCCAAAUAUAUAAAUAAAAUAAUAAUUACAAUAGAGUCUCUGGUACGUUUAUAAUUUAUUUAGUGUUGUUUACAUUGUUCCAAACAGUCAGAAAAAUUAUAUUGUAAUUGUAAGGUUCUGUAUUUACAUUUACAUUUUAGUCAUUUAGCAGACGCUCUUAUCCAGAGCGACUUACAGUUAGUGAGUGUAUACAUCAUUUAUUUGUAUUUUUUUUCAUACCCCCCCCGUGGGAAACAAACCCACAACCCUGGCGUUGCAAACGCCAUGCUCUACCAACUGAGCUACAUCCCUGCCAGCCAUUCCCUCCCCUACCCUGGACGACGCUUGGCCAAUUGUGCGCCGCCCCAUGGGUCUCCCGGUCGCGGCCGGCUAUGACAGAGCCUGGAUUCGAACCAGGAUCUCUAGUGGCACAGCUAGCACUGCGAUGCAGUGCCUUAGACCACUGCGCCACUCGGGAGACUUAUUUGUUUUCUUAGUUCACCUUGUGUUCUUGUACGUAGCCCUGUUUCUUUGUGUUCUUGAACGUAGCCCUGUCUUUCAUUUUUGUUCAUUGAUUUCACCUGUGUUAGUUACUCACCUGGUCUCAUCAGCUCCUUAUUUAGUUCAGUUCUUUCUGUUUGUGCCUUGUGAGGUGUUGUUUGUUUUGACUCUACUAAGCCUUUUCCUAGCUCGUUUGUGAGAACCAGUUUUAGCCUUCAGUCCUAGUUUUGUUUCACCUGCCUGUUUGCCUACCUGUGUAUGACCAUUGCCUGCCUGUGACCACGAUUCCUGCCUUCUGCGAAGGCGUAAUAAACACCUGCCGCACUCUGCACAUGAAUCUACACCUUUUUCUCCCUGAGUAUUCAUUACAGUAAUCUAACAGCACCUGUUUGGUAGACAUAAUAUGCACGCAGCGCUCCUUACCUUCUUUUUCUUGAUCUCCAGUAUUUUCAAAUGUAUUCCACACAUCUGACUUCCCCUUUACCUCCUGAGCAACCAAACAAAUGAGGGAUUUCGAUAACAGAACUUUUCAGUCAGAAAUGGUUGUAAUUAUUUUGCAGGUUCAGCAACACAGGCUGCGCUAUACACACUGAUGGUGUGUGGUGGUUGCUGCAGCUUUUUUUUUUAACAUAGCGCAGCAAGUCUGAGCCCGGCCCGGCACAAUCAAAUAAAUUGCGGUCGGACUGCCUCUAGUCAUCUGUGUGUCUUUAAUUAUUUCAUCGAACAGUGCACUUAAAGCAUCAGACAAGCUCAGUGCAUAUAGUUGAUUUGAUUAAAACACAUAGGAUGUGUCUAUAUAUAUAUAUAUAUAUAUGGAAAAAUACACGUUUUACAAUUUUGACCAAUCGAUUGGUCGAAAGAUCAGACUACUCUGGGUCGACCAAGAUGUUUUUUAGUCAAGGACAGCCCUAGGCUGAUGAUAAGAAUACCAGGAAGCUCAGGUAUAUCAGUCUUCCUCAGAUAUGGAUGCACAAAUAGGCUGAGAAAGCAUCAAGCCUUACGCUGUCUCACUCCAGCUGAGCAGAGAGGAAAUAACACACGCCACAACCAAGAUAAAUGUGCAAAGACCUAGAUAGGUUUGAAUGAUGUUAUUAUUGAGUCAAAAAUAGGCAUAUUGUCUGAUUAGAGAGACACAGACACUGUGUUAGAACAUACAAGCAUAGAAGUAUGACAACACACUGUCACGAUCGUCUGAAGAAGCGGACCAAUACGCAGCGCGUGGAGUGAACAUGAUGACUUUUAUUUAAUAAAGCAACCACGAAAAACAACAAAUGACGAUAGUGAAGUCCUCUGUAACACUGACAGAAACAUGGAACAAAAACCCACAAACCAAGGAGAAACCACACAAUUUAAAUAUGGCUCCCAAUCAGAGAUAACGAGCCGACAGCUGACACUCGUUACCUCCGAUUGGGAGUCAUAUGACUAAUCAAGAACAAUCACCCAACAUAGAAAUACACCCAAACAAUGAAAAUGAACAACCCUGGCUCAAUAAUCAAAGUCCAUGGAGCCAGAGUGUCACAGUACCCCCCCCUAAAGGUGCGCACUCCGGGCGCACCAGCAUACAGUCUAGGGGAGGGUCUGGGUGGGCGUCUGUCCAUGGUGGCGGCUCUGGCCCAGGUCGUGGUCCCCACCCCACCUUAGUCACUAUCCGCUUCCGUAGCCCCCUCCACCUGACCACCCCCCAAUUAAACCCCACUGGAUUAAGGGGCGGCACCGGACUAAGGGGCAGCACCGGACUAAGGGGCAGCACCGGACUAAGGGACAGUACCUGACUAAGGGACAGUACCUGACUAAGGGGCAGCACCGGACUGAAUGGCGGAUCCUGGCUGGCUGGCUCUGGCGGAUCCUGGCUGGACGGCUCUGGCGGAUCCUGGCUGGACGGCUCUGGCGGAUCCUGGCUGGCGGAAGGCUCUGGCUGAUCCUGUCUGGCGGAAGGCUCUGGCUGAUCCUGUCUGGCGGAAGGCUCUGGCUGAUCCUGUCUGGCGGAAGGCUCUGGCUGCUCCUGUCUGGCGGAAGGCUCUGGCUGAUCCUGUCUGGCGGAAGGCUCUGGCUGCUCCUGUCUGGCGGAGAGCUCUAGCGGCUCCGGUCUGGCGGACGGCUCUGAAGGCUCAUGGCAGACGGGCGGCUUUGCAGGCUCAGUACAGACGGGCAGUUCCUGCGGCGCUUGGCAGACGGACAGGUCAGACGGCGUUGGGCAGACGGGCAGUUCAGACGGCGUUGGGCAGACGGGCAGUUCAGACGGCGUUGGGCAGACGGGCAGUUCAGACGGCGUUGGGCAGACGGGCAGUUCAGACGGCGUUGGGCAGACGGACAGUUCAGGCCCCGUUGGGCAGACGGCAGACUCUGGCCGUCUGAGGCGCAUCAUAGGCCUGGUGCGUGGUGCCGGAACAGGAGGUACCGGGCUGAGGACACGCAUCUCAGGGCUAGUGCGGGGAGAAGCAACAGGGCAUGCUGGACCCUGGGGACGCACCGUAGGCCUGAUGCGUGGUGCCGGAACUGGAGGUACCGGGCUGAGGACACGCAUCUCAGGGCUAGUGCGGGAAGCAGCAACAGGGCAUGCUUGGCCCUGGGGACGCACCGUAGGCCUGAUGCGGGGUGCCGGAACUGGAGGUACCGGGCUGAGGACACGCAUCUCAGGGCUAGUGCGGGGAGAAGCAACAGGGCAUGCUGGACCCUGGGAACGCACAUAAGGGCUAGUGCGGAGAGCCGGAACAGGGCAUGCUGGACCCUGGGGACUCACAUUAAGCCUAGUGCGGAGAGCAGCAACAGGACGCACAGGACUCGGGAGACACACAGGAGGCUUGGGGCGUGGUGUAGGCACUGGUGGGAAAGGGCUGGCGACGCGCACCGUAUCCCUGGUGCGAGUGGCCGGAACAGGCCGGGCCGGGCUGGCGAAGCGCACCGUAUCCCUGGUGCGAGUGGCCGGAACAGGCCGGGCUGGGCUGGCGAAGCGCACCGUAUCCCUGGUGCGAGUGGCCGGAACAGGCCGGGCUGGGCUGGCGAAGCGCACCGUAUCCCUGGUGCGAGUGGCCGGAACAGGCCGGGCCGGGCUGGCGAAGCGCACCGUAUCCUUGGUGCGAGGGGUCGUAACAGGCCGGACCGUACUGGAGGCACACACCACUGGCUCUACCCCGGGAACUGGAACGGGCCGGACCGGACUGGAUACACACCUCAGUCUCUCACGCCGUGCCUCUACAUCUCCUUUCCCUACUUUGGCCAGUGACCCCCGUAACCUGGUUGCCUCUUGAAUUCGCCCCUUCUCUGCCUCCGUUAGCCCCGUCGUCCAAGCCAUGUGCCCCCCCCCAAAAACUUUUUGGGGUUGCCUCUCGUCCUUCCAACGAUGAUGGCCCUGCUGACGCCGUUGCUCCUCUCGCCGUCGCCUCUCCACCGUUUCGCUCCAUGGACGGCGAUCCAUCCCAUCCAGGAUCUCCUCCCAAGUCCAGGACCCCUUUCUGUCCAAAAUCUCCUCCCAUGUCCAGGAAGCCUUUGGAGCUGGGUCCUGUUGCCGCUUCACACGCUGCUUGGUCCUUUGAUGGUGGGUUUUUCUGUCACGAUCGUCUGAAGAAGCGGACCAAUACGCAGCGCGUGGAGUGAACAUGAUGACUUUUAUUUAAUAAAGCAACCACGAAAAACAACAAAUGACGAUAGUGAAGUCCUCUGUAACACUGACAGAAACAUGGAACAAAAACCCACAAACCAAGGAGAAACCACACAAUUUAAAUAUGGCUCCCAAUCAGAGAUAACGAGCCGACAGCUGACACUCGUUACCUCCGAUUGGGAGUCAUAUGACUAAUCAAGAACAAUCACCCAACAUAGAAAUACACCCAAACAAUGAAAAUGAACAACCCUGGCUCAAUAAUCAAAGUCCAUGGAGCCAGAGUGUCACACACACACUAAAGGACUGAUAGAUGUAUGUACAUAGAUAUAUACACGCUUCCUUAUAGACAGACACAAUGCCAUAGAUAGUGUCUUAUAUCAAGACCAAUGGUACUUUAAAUAAAUGGAUAGCAUAUAGGUUCCUGCGUCCAGAUUGCAUCCUCUCUACUCUAAGCACACACAGAUGUUCCUACUUUAUUGAAGUCUCACAUAAACACUCGUUCUCAUUAUUCCACCAAUUUCACACAGUAACCUCUCAAAUAUUGUGAACAAAUUUGUCACAGCCUGGUAUAUUGUCUUCGGUGUUGUAGGUAUCAGGGAGAAAUGCAGUUUUAAUUGGAGCAUUUAUCUUCCAGCUGCAGCCUUGGUGAGAGCUGACUAAAGCCUUCUGUGUGUCUCCAUCUCUUGUCUCCAAGGAUGUUCUCUACACAGUGUGCAACCCCAUAGGCAGUGUAAUGCGCAUCGUCAUCUUCAAACGCAACGGCAUCCAGGCCAUGGUGGAAUAUCCUUUCUGUCUAGCUGGUUGGCUGGCUGGCUGGCUGUUAGGGUGUGAGUGUGAGUGGUGGAGGGUGUGGCCAUAAGAAAGGCAUCCCCAGGUCAAAUUAUUCAACGAGCGUAGAUUUGUUUUUGUUGAUGGUUUUAGAGGUUUAAUAACUGCUAUCUGGGGACUUGUAAUUGUACAUUGAGGCUUGAGGUUAUUUGGUUGUGUUGCUGUUGUCCUUAACUCUCCCUCCUCACAUUUGAGUCCAUCGAGUGCGCUCAGAAAGCUAAGGCUGCUCUCAAUGGAGCCGACAUCUACGCCGGCUGCUGCACCUUAAAAAUAGAAUAUGCAAGGGUAAGUCUAUAUUCACCACACACAAUAUAUACAUAAUGCUUAGCAACUAGAUUUUGUUUAAAACGCCGGAGCACUUCUUGAUGAUCAGCCUCAGCAUGCAACAUAUCUGUUGUUUCCCUCCUGUAGCCAACUCGCUUGAACGUGAUCAGAAAUGACAACGAGAGCUGGGACUACACAAAGCCUUACCUGGUCCGAAGAGGUAAGAUUCUGCACCUUGUUCUGUAGGCUAUGGAGCGCUCUCAUUGUGUAGAAGCUGCUGAGUUAGGGCUACAGGCUGCCAUAUAGGGCUCUCAUUGUUUCAGAGUGUCCAUGGGCAGCCUGCAGGGCAGAGUCAGGUUUUCCUCCCUCUGACUUAGUCACUUUAUCUGAAAUCUGCCCAGGCUGCAAACAGAACGGCAGGAGAGGAGCGGUAAGGAUAUCAAAGAAGUGUGGCUGUUUCUCUUCUCAUUCCUCACAAGCUGUAGAUAGAUCCGCGCUGAGCUGAGAGAGAGAGAGAGAGAGAGAGAGAGAGAGAGAGUUGGACUGUUUGUCUUGAGUUUAGUCUGCAUCAGCUGAAAUGAGACAGAGAAAUUGUGAUACUUCUCUUUAACAUGUGCUAACUUGAGACAGAGAGAUACUGAGUCAGAGGCUGAGGAGGGCACAGUGGUUGUAUUUUAUUUUUAUUUAACUAUAGAAAUGUUAUAGUAGCAAAGAUGCUGUUGGAAAAAAUAGCAGAGAUAUGGCCUGUUGUUGGCUGCCCCUCUUUACUACCCCCCCCAAUCCCACCCUGUCUAUGUGAAGUCAUCAUUGUGACUGUAGCAUCCCCUAUUGGGAGGUGGUUAAGGACCAGUAUGGACCACAGACCUGCAGUCAACCAAGCCAACACAAGACCGACCCACUGCGCGUCCUUCUCCAAGCAACACACUCUCACAUCCGUCUCUCACAAGCCUGCACCUGCCGCCCAUGGGAAUAGAGAGACAGAGGGAGAAAGAGAAAAAAGAGGGAUGGACGACAGGCUGACCCUGCACAGCAACAUGCAUCCAUCUUCACCCAAACCUCAAGGGAGAGGGAGAGAGACUACUCAUUCAUCCUGACCUCAUGCAACCUCAACAUCAACACGCCCAGGACAACCCGCCAGUGCCACCUCAUGGCUGGAGGACUGACUGCUUUUAGACUCUUUAGACUGGACCUAUUUUCUUCUAUUGCUUGCGGCCUGAUCUUAUUCAGUCAGUGAUCUGACUGGUUAAAACCCUUUAUAUUCCCUCACCAAUUUUUUAUUUUUAUUUUACCUUUAUUUAACUAGGCAAGUCAGUUAAGAACAAAUUCUUAUUUACAAUGACGGCCUACACCAAAUAAUCAGUAGUAGAAAUAUUGAUGAAUUAGUCUAUACUAUCCCUAGUCUGGACAUUGGAACAUAAGUGUAUUUCUCUCUUUGUCUUCUAGGCUGUGCAGAGAUAUGUAUUCUAUUAAGUCAGACAAUAUGCAAAAUAUCUCUGCUCUGUAUUCUACUUAAACACCAAGGUGACACUAUCUUCUACUGUAAGCUCUACUUUAUAUUAUAAUAUUUCUGUCAGUGUCAAUGUGUUGAAAUGCCUACUGUAGCAGAGAGAACUGUUUAGAUAAAAUCCUGAACAUUGAGUGUCUAUUCUUGAAUGCACUGUUAAUGGAAGUACAUUGUGUGGAUAAAGAGAGUCACAGUUCCUUUUAUGAUUGUCUCAGCUCCUGCAAUUUAAGUCCCAAGUCUUAGAGUUAAAUCCUUAGUAAAGUCACAGCUCUGUAAGAACUGGAGCCCCUCUAUCAGAGACCCAACUUCUCUAUCACUAUCUGAAAGUCAUUUCCCUGUGAAAGUCAGCCCCUUUUCUCCUAGUGCAUCUAUCUACUCAAACUAACCAUGGGACAUAGUCGACUGCUUAGUGGGUUCACCCUAUGAUUAAUAUAUCCCUUUACUGCAUAGCUAAAUGAGAACUCAGGCGAUAUGCUAACAAAUUUGAAAGCCCAGUGAGAGUGAGUUAGCCUCCUGCUGGGGCGGCGUUCUUACGGCACUCAAAUGUAUCUCCAGCGUCCUCUGUGGACAUCUCUCAAAGCUUCAGUACCAUGCUGCGCUCCGCUUACCUUAGAGGAACAUAUCUUUUAUUCACUUUAAAGCUCCCUCACACCUUUAUUAUACUGGGUAUCGGAUUGUAUAUCAGCAUAACUAUAAGUCAUGGCUCUAUCAGCUACUGUAUAAUGAAGUAACCCACACCUACAGUAUAUACUGUAUCAUCCGGUCUGUAUCACCUGUCUUUAUACAGAACCUAUAUACCUGGCAUUUAGGAACAGGUGUCAACAUGGUGUUACAACAUGUUAGUGCUCGAUGCUCUACGUGCAACAACAUGGUGUCUUUUUCACACCCCAAGGGGACCAGCCAGAGAGGCUCUCUGUGACAUCACGUCCCCUGUGAGGUGCCUUAGCCAAAGCAGGGUUCAUAUAGCUGUUGCCCACAGCGAAGAUUAGCUGCCUUUUUAGCUAAUAGUCCUCCGCAAGAAGACUUUGCUAUGACUCUCAUCCCCUGGCCCCUUUGGAGGAAAUAGAAUUUGACUUGGGUGGGGUAAUAACUAGCCAUUUAAACUGAAAUUCUAACGGACCAUUUCCAAACAAAUGGAGGAAGUCAGCCAAGAAGAGAAGCAGUGCUUUAUUUCUCUUAUCAUGCUCAGUGCACCAGUUGGGAAUCAUGAUUGGCAAAGCAAAUCUGUUCUCUGGUAACUUUACCUGGAUAAAUAAAGGUUGAGUGCACAGCAUGGGUCUACAGUCUCUCUGAGGGUGUUGUUAAUGAUGGAUAGUUUUCCCUUCUUCUCCCCCCCAGAGGACGAGCAGAGGAGAGAGGGGUUUUGUGAGGCAUGGGUGGUGGGGGGUGGAUCUCAGGGUAUAAUAGAUGCUGUUUGAGGCAUGAUUGUGGAGGGAGGGUGCAUAGGGUGAGAUGGUGGGAGGGGGGGGGGGGGGUGGUGAUGGCUUCCGCUGGCACUGCAAACAGGGCGGUGAACCCUGCUGUACGCCCCUAAUCUGCGACUGAAGGUCACUUUGACUGUCUGAUGAGCGCUCUCUCACUUAAUAAUCCCCCUUAUCAUUUUACACCCAUGCAGCAUUUCAGUAGAGUGUGUGUGUGUGACUGUGACUUGGCAUGGGGGGACUGUGGUGGAUACCACAGGGCAUCACCUAACCCCCCAACCACAGAGCUGACCUGGCUGCAAUAGUUAUAUAGAUUGGCUCCUGUAAGCUAUAGUGGAGCAUUACAGACUAAUAAAGGAGUGGCGCAGCGGUCUAUGCACUGCAUCUCAGUGCUAGAGGUGUCCAGGCUGUAUCACAAUCCGGCCGUGAUUGGGAGUCCCAUAGGGUGGCGCACAAUUGGCCCAGCAUCGUCCGGGUUUGGCCGGGGUAGGCCGUCAUUGUAAAUAAGAAUUUGAUCUUAACUGACUUGCCUAGUUAAAUAAAGGUUAAAUAAAAUAAUAAUAAUUGUAAGUUAUAGAGGGGCUUUUCAGUUGUAGAGGUAAAGUUCUUGAACUGAAUAAUUUGAGUUAUAUUAUCUGGGCUUCCAUGUAGAUAUACAGGAGCUCUGAUUCAUGGAAGGUUCCCACUGGGCACACACUGGUUGAAUCAACAUUUUCCCAUGUCAUUUCAAUUACAUUUCAUUGAACCAACGUAGAAUAAAUGUUGAAUUGACCUCUGUGCCCAGUGGGUUUCUUUUAUCUGUUCAACUCUGUUAUUAGUCUUCUAUUUAGGGGCUCAGUUGGGACUGCUGUUGUGGGAGAUGGAACUGCAGCUGCUCUUUGUCCAUCCUGUGCCUCCAUGCAUCUCUCUGUGAUUCUGUGGCAGAUGUGAACUGACUGUAUGAUGAUGCAACACAGGUUGAUGUUGUGCAGUUGUGCUGAAAGAGACAACCUGUGCCAGUAAAGCCAAGACCUCAGUGAGAGGGUUGCUGACUGUUCACGCUAGUGAUGUAAUUCAGGUACUUUUCCUCCACCAAUCUUUGUAUAAAAAUGUAACAAUGUUUUCCCCCCGUUUAAAAUGUGCCCUUUGUUUUUUAUUUUAUUUUUGAAUCUUCUCCACUGUUCCUUGUCUAUAGAUUGCUGAAGGAUUUAAAUUGUAUUUUGUAAAUUAAAUUGCCAUUGUGGUUAACUGUAGACCUACUUCAGGCCUACAUGUAUUGGUGUCUCCUUCUCUCUGUGUGUAAUAGUACAACAUAGUAAUACUGUUAAAAUAGUAUAGCAUAGUACUACUGUUCAAAAUGCAUGGUAAAGAUACAACUGUGGAUGCAUUGAAGUCCUUCUAAUGCACAGUAUUACCAGAAUUUAUAUUCUGGUAUCAAUUCAUAUAAUUUUUCCAUAUGUCGUUUUGAAUUUUCAUUAUUGUGCCCAAUGCCUAUAGUACUGUUACUAUGUGAACUUGUAAAUGAAUGUAAAAAGUCAACAGAGUUGGGGUAUCACCAGUGUACUCAGACUCACCUGUAAUGUCACAGGGUUUCUGUCGCUUCUCUAAUUAUAAUAUGCUUAUUUACCUCCAAUGACCUUUUUAUCCGCAUGUCUAUUUGAAUAGCUCCUAUUUGAAUGUGCAGCCCAGAGCCAUUUUCCUCAUAUUGUCUCCCUAUGCUGUGAAUGUGUUGAUGUUUCAGAGCGUGGGAAGGGCAGGCAGAGACAGGCCAUACUAGGGGAGCACCCGUCCUCUUACGGAGACAAUGGAUACGGUAAGAUCCCCCCCUCCUAACCCCAGCACCAAAACACUACCCUAUUACUCAGUGUGCCAACCAUAUCCCUCUUUAAUGUGGCCCUCUUUUGAUGUCACGUAGGUUGAUACAUUGCUAUGUUUUCAUUGAUAAAGCUCUUUUACAAAAAGUCCCACUGUACCUAACAUCUUUACUAAACUUUAGACAUAUCAGUACCACACCCGGUCUCAGGGAUGGCUAACUCUGGAAAUUCCUUUGCUCUCUACUGAGUUAGGUAAAUUAGCUUCUUCUUGCACCUUAUUUGUGGAAAAAUCUUCAAAAUGUUCUUAAAUUUGAUGUUUUGGUGCCUCUAGGGUAAUUCAGAAGGCUGAUUGAGGACCUUAUUACUGAUUAAUGUGUUUGUUUUUUAUUACCGUGUUUUUCUUUCUUUCUUGCAUUUUGUAUUUAUAUUUUAAUGAGUCUAUUUUCUGUAAUUUAUGUAAUUCAGGGUUCAUCUGGAAAAGAGACCUUGGUCUCAGUAUGACUCCCUGAUAAAAUAAAGGUUAAAUAAAUAAAUAUCGGCCUCCUUCAUCUCUAUGUCACACAUACUGCUACAUUAUCCACACUAUCCACACAGACAUCUACCUUAUCCACACUCUAUCCACACUUCCCACACACCCCUACUGCUCAGAUGGAGGGUGUAGAUUCUCAACCCUAUCUGAAGGUGAUAGGAGUAGAGACCUCCAACCCUGCUUUGUCUCAAGAGGCUAGUAGGGAAACAUAAAACCCAUCUCCACACUCCUUUCACCAUCAGGGUUGUGUUCAUGAGGACCAAACAGGACAGGAAAGUAGGAGCUGAUCUCCUCCGUUUCAAAAUGUUUUCUCCUGUUUCAUGCCUACUGAGCACAACCCAGGUGGAAGUGAAAGUUGUAACCUGCUCCUCCUUUCCCCUUGUGUUAUGUAUUCCAGGGUCACACUGCCCCCUGCUGCCUCUCCCGGGGAACAGCAGGUACAAGCUGAGCUCCCACGACAUCCCAGAGGUGGUGGCUUACCCCCUGCCCCAGAGCUCCUCCUACAACAACCACGGCUCCAGCUCUGUUGCUAUGGUGAGCGGCCUGCACCCCGGCAAGAUGAACUGCACCCGCAUCUUCAACCUCUUCUGUCUCUAUGGCAACAUCGAAAAGGUCAGCAGGGGGGCCCACCUGAGCAGGAAUUUAAGGGCAUCCAUGUGUGUGUUUCUGAUAGUUUGUGUGUGAAUGAACAUUUCAUUGAUCUUUCUUCUUUUUUUUUUGGGGGGGGGGGGUUAGUGUGUGUUAUUCUGUUUGAAGUAUUUCUGUUUGAAGUAGGUGUUGCUAAAGGUGUGUGUAUCUAUGGAGUAUUUGAGGUUGGCUGUGCACAUAAUGUCUGAAUCUGUUUGUGUGGCAGGUGAAGUUCAUGAAGAGUGUCCCAGGCACUGCCCUAGUAGAGAUGGGGGAUGAGUAUGCAGUGGACAGGGCGAUCACUCACCUCAACAGCAUCAAGGUGUUUGGCAAGAGGCUCAACGUCUGGUGAGUAUCCUUGUUAGUACAUUAGAGGGAAGCUUAGGACCUGCAGUAUUCAACCACGUAGUUAAUAUUAUUGUCUACUAUCUAGUAUCUUAUUACUCUUUCUCUGUCUUCAACUCCCUCCCUCUGCAUUUCUCUCUUCCUCAUUUUUCUCUCUCUCUCCCCCUCUCCUCUCCCUCUCUUCAGUGUGUCCAAGCAGCAUGCUGUCAUCCCCAGCCAGGUGUUUGAGCUGGAGGAUGGCAGCAGCAGCUAUAAGGACUUUGCCAUGACCAGGAACAACCGCUUCACCAGUCAAGGCCAGGCCUCCAAGAACAUCAUCCAGCCACCCUCCUGUGUGUUGCAUUACUACAACGUCCCCCCCUGCAUCUCUGAGGACCAGCUACUGAGGGUAGGGCUGUGAUGAUGACUAUGGUGGAGAUAGGGUGUGAGCAGAGGCCUAAACAGAGGGGUUGAAGGUCAAGGCUAGAGGACGGGAUGGAGGGAGUAAGGUUAUGAUUAACUCCCAUAAGUCCAUCCCUUUGUACUGCACUACUGCAAAUCCCUCCUGGCAUCUGAAAGUACCAGCUGCUGAGUGUAUGGCUGGGAUGGCAGGGUAGGAAUUGGGUAUGGGGAAGGGUUUCUGAGGUCCAUAUGGGGUAAUCCUGUGUGCUGAACUAUUACAAGCCCCUCCCCCUACAUUUCCGAGGGCCAGACGGAUCUUGGGUAUGUGGUUGGAAUGAGGGUGCAUGUCUAAUAUUUUGUCAAUAGAACUAAGAGGUGAAUUUAGCCUGCUACUCUUUUGCUGCACAAUUACAAUAGCUUGCAUAGAAGAAGACGACCACUGAUGCUUCUGCCUGUCACUCACUGUCAAAGAUCUUUGUAGUUUGACUGAUACUAAAGAGCUCCAUCUUGUGGAGGUGGUUAAAAUCCAGCAGUAAUGUCUCACAACAACCUUCAAAUCAAAUCACAUGCGCCGAAUACAACAGGUGUAGACCUUACAGUGAAAUGCUUACUUACAAGCCCUUAACCAACAAAGCAGUUUUAAGAAAGAAUACCAAAUAAUGCAAAUAGUCUGGGUAGCCAUUUGAUUAGAUGUUCAGGAGUCUUAUGGCUUGGGGGUAGAAGCUGUUUAGAAGCCUCUUGGACCUAGACUUGGCGCUCCGGUACCGCUUGCCGUGUGGUAGCAGAGAGAACAGUCUAUGACUAGGGUGGCUGGAGUCUUUGACAAUUUUUAGGGCCCUCUGACACUGCCUGGUAUAGAGGUCCUGGAUGGCAGGAAGCUUGGCCCCAGUGAUGUACUGGGCCGUACGCACUACCCUCUUAUUAUAGUGCCUUGCGGUCGGAGGCAGAGCAGUUGCCAUACUAGGGAGUGAUGAAACCAGUCAGGAUGCUCUCGAUGGUGCAGCUGUAGAACGUUUUGAGGAUCUGAGGACCCAUGCCAAAUAUUUUCAGUCUCCUUCUUUUUCCUGUUGUCCAUAAUCAUCUCCUUUAUCUCAGCUGUUCUUUUUUUACAGUUAUGCUCAGAGCAUGAUGUGCCAGGUUUCACCAAGUUCAAGAUGUUUGAUGCAAAGCGUAAGUUUGGCCUUUUCUUUCUCACUUUUUCCAUUUGUGUGUGUUAGGUUGUUGAAGGAGUUAAGUUGUCUUUCUCUUCUCUCUUCUUGUCAGCCUCCUCCAAAACCAUUUCUGGCUUGUUAGAGUUUGACUCCAAGACACACGCGGUCGAGGUCUUGACCGUUCUAAACCACUACCAGAUCAGAAUACCAAGUAAGUGA
Molecule: messenger RNA, 16918 nt
Organism: Coregonus sp. 'balchen'
Lineage: Eukaryota; Metazoa; Chordata; Actinopteri; Salmoniformes; Salmonidae
Source: the annotation of a GenBank genome assembly